UUUAUAUCGCAAAAGAAUAGAAUUUUCCCCCUUCUGUCAUCUGACUAGAGCCAGUCCGAGUUAUUUCUGGUUCUGGCUUUUUCCUUUUCCCUAAAGAUCGCCCAUUGCUACCUCGAAUCUGCCAGCCAUGGCACCCGACGAACUCCAAGCUCUUGUCACCGAGCUCCACGGCAGUCUUCAAAAUGAGCAGCUCGACCAAGCUCUUGCGCUUCUUAGCCGUUCGAAACUAGCACUGCUACAGCUAAAUGCCCUGAUUCCCACAUCCUCCACCCCCCCAAGACUUUUCUCUCUUGCCCGCGAAAUCCUGGAGCUAGGCGCCAUUACUUCAAUACGUCGAGGCGAUGCCCCAUCGUUCACCAGAUAUUACCAACAACUUCAGCCAUUUUACGACAUCGAGCGACAUAUUAUUGCGACGCAGGGAAGUACAUCACAGAUCAACGUACACACAAGUCAGAGGAGCAAGAUCACCGGGCUUUAUUUGCUUUUGUUGUUGAGCAUGGGUAAUAAUACCGAUUUCCACACAGUAUUGGAAGGUUUAGUGGAAGAAGCCUCUAUUCAGGGUCGCAUAGUAGAAGAUGAUCCAUUCAUCAAAUACCCUGUUGAACUGGAGAGGAGUUUGAUGGAAGGAAGUUAUGAUAAGGUGUGGAGGGAAACCAAGCUGGAGAAUGUCCCAUCUCCGGAUUUUGGUUUGUUUUCUGAUAUCCUUAUUGGGACGAUUAGAAGUGAGAUUGCGGACUGCUCGGAGAAAGCGUAUCCAUCUUUGCCUAUUUCCAAUAUAAAGAACCUCCUAUUCUUCAACUCUGAAGGCGCCGUUAUAGAAUUUGCGAAAGAGCGAGGCUGGACUCUUAAAGAUGGAAGAGUAUAUUUCCCGACGCAAGAAGAGCAGACCGACGAGGAUGCCUCUCAAUCCGAAAAGCAAAUUCUCCUGACGGGAGGCAACGUCAUUGAGAACGCGAUCGGCUACGCAAGACAAUUAGAGACAAUCGUCUGAUAUUCACUCGUAGAACGCUUUUCGCGGGGUGGGGCAUGGGAGAUGCAAUGGCCAUGGAUUGUAUCAUACAUCUCUGUUUCUCCCUUGUCUUUGCAGGGAUAAUAUAAUCCUAGUUUUCGCAUA
Coccidioides immitis RS is the source of this 1114-nucleotide messenger RNA. RefSeq names its product proteasome regulatory particle subunit. Gene Ontology annotation, cellular component: nucleus; cytosol; proteasome regulatory particle, lid subcomplex. Bases 128 to 991 code for a protein of 287 amino acids. The transcript has 2 exons. The record is from RefSeq and is a predicted model, not a curated record. Lineage: Eukaryota; Fungi; Ascomycota; Eurotiomycetes; Onygenales; Onygenaceae. Gene Ontology annotation, biological process: proteasome-mediated ubiquitin-dependent protein catabolic process.